Molecule: messenger RNA, 673 nt
Organism: Olea europaea var. sylvestris
Lineage: Eukaryota; Viridiplantae; Streptophyta; Magnoliopsida; Lamiales; Oleaceae
Exons: 1
Coding region: 51-368 (105 amino acids)
Source: RefSeq, a predicted model, not a curated record
ACAUCACAUUCAUUACAAAACAAAACAUAGUAUUAAAAAAAUUAUUCAACAUGGAAGGCUUAAUCCCAUUUCUCCUUCAUGCCAUGAAGAAACAAAGGCCUCAACAUUCCUACCGGUCCCUCUCCGAGAACUCCACCCGCAGCUACCACCUGCUCAUUGCAGCUGGAGAGUCGGUCGAGGGCUCGUCUCACCGGAGAACACGAUCGGAGUUUCAGCCACCGAGCAUCAAUUUCCUCGAGCAGCGAUCGGGCUUGGAACACUUUUCCCACACGAAAAGUUUCAGCAAAGGUUAUAAGUCCUCUCCUUCUAAUGUUGAUAAUGGAUUGAGGCAUAGGGGUCCUAUUUCUACCACUAAUUACAAGAAGUAAAUGUGAAAAGUAAGUGGAAGCCAAUUUGAGGAAGAUAUUAAAGUACUAGAAAUGUGUUUGAUAGUGUUUAUUAUUCCAUCUGUUCAUUGUGUGAGUUCAAAAAAAAUCAUUACAUAAUUGUACUUUGCGUAGACGAAAUGCUUUGGAGAAUUGAAAAUUGAAAAUAAGCUUAGGUUUAGAUUCACGAAGUACAAAAUCGUGUAAUAUUUUCUUGUAACGAAGUACAUAUUUGAUUCAUAUUGUUUAAAGGACCAUGCAACAUGUACAUUAAGAUUUACAUUAAGAAUUACAUAAUCUUUACAUGA